CUCCUCGAGAUCCGGACCAACAAACGCACCGAAGGUCGCAUCCAACGGCAGAUGACGCCCCCACAAGAAAGUCGUCGCGCGGUCUCCUCCGCCGCUCCCGCCACUCUCCUGCUCCUCCUCCUCGCCGGCGCCGCCGACGCCGUGCCACCCCUCGUCGGCGUUUCUCCCAAGGACGAGGCGUACUUCGCGCCGCAGGUGAUCGCCUGCAGGGACGGCUCAGGCUCCUUCCCCAGGAGCCGGCUCAACGACGGAUACUGCGAUUGCACCGAUGGAACCGACGAGCCAGGCACUUCGGCUUGCCCAGAAGGCAAAUUUUACUGUAUAAAUAUUGGAGAUCAUCCUCGUAUCUUGUUCUCUUCGUUUGUGAAUGAUAACAUUUGCGAUUGUUGCGAUGGAAGUGACGAGUAUGAAAGUGGCAUCCAUUGUCCGAACACAUGUAGAAAGAGACCUGAUAUUGCUGUGGCAGACAAUGGUGUUAGUGAGCUGUCAGUCGCACAUUUAGAUGGUACGGACAUAAUUUCUAGUAAACACACACUUGACAUAGAAGAUCUUAUCCAGAAGCUAGGAGGAUUAAGAAUGGCUGCGGUCAUUGAACUGGGUCUUGUUGUAUGUAUUUUCGUUUUCUGCUUUGCUCGACGGAGCACUCGGAUACGGAGGAGGCAGUAUAUCUUGAAACGUUAGAAAAGUUUGAAGGUUGUAGGGCUGAUCGAGGAUUGGAGAUGGGAAAGCCAUGCAUCCACAAGGUUUCUACAAGUAAAUAGCCUACGCAUCUGCUGUUAAAAAGAAACAAGGCCAGGACAGUCGCAAUUUGUCUAUGAGCUCGAGUCCAUGCAAUAUUUUCUCACCGGCCUUCCCGCCUGUAGCACCAGUUCAGUGUUGUGUUUGAGUGUUGUUUGCGAUGACGUGCAUAGGGUGGAGGUGUUCGCAGUAAGUUCUCAACGUUCUAUCUCUGUCUUGGUGUAGCAGUCGCAGCCGACACAAUGAGCAGGUGGUGUUUUGGCCGGCCCAGUAGAUUGCCGUGGCACGUCCGUCCGGCGGGUUGCGACUUUUCUUGUUGGGCAGAGGGAAGCUCCGUCUGUGCGAGCUGAAGUUGGACAAGCUGCCACCUCUAUUUACCUUGAUCGCUGCCUGUUCUGUCUUUGUGGAUGGAUGUCCCAAAUGUUUGUCCUCCUAGGUAUCUAUCUUUUAAUUUUGAUCAGAUGAUGCUUGCCUUGAUGUAAUGUUCACGGUGCUGUAAGAAACUCUGGCCGACGAUAGUAUGAUAAUAUUUCAUCCGAAA
Hordeum vulgare subsp. vulgare (domesticated barley) is the source of this 1279-nucleotide messenger RNA. Its product is annotated as glucosidase 2 subunit beta. Gene Ontology annotation, biological process: N-glycan processing. The record is from RefSeq and is a predicted model, not a curated record. Bases 52 to 681 code for a protein of 209 amino acids. Gene Ontology annotation, cellular component: glucosidase II complex. The transcript has 6 exons. Lineage: Eukaryota; Viridiplantae; Streptophyta; Magnoliopsida; Poales; Poaceae.